AUGCAUCGCGGAGAUUCUUCGAGAGAGAGCUUCAGAGAUGGAGGUCGGCCAAGAAGAGAUUCCUGGAAUAAUAGGAGACGCACAAGUUCUGGCAGACCAUUCGGUGGUGAUAACGAAACCGCCAUGAAUCCAAGUGAGGAACCAGUUUCGUUUGAGAAAAACUUCUAUUUUCCGACAGAGACGUUGAGUGAGAAAGAGGCAAGGGAGCUUAGAGAAUCUAAUAGAAUGAGACUUGUGGGAAAUGACAUUCCGCUACCUAUACGGAGCUUUUCUUCAGUGAGUUUUCCAGAAGAAGUAUUAAGGCAUUUUGAAGCAAAAGGAUAUGCCAAUCCCACGCCCAUUCAAGCACAGGGAUGGCCCAUGGCCCUUAGCGGGAGAGAUAUGGUUGGUAUUGCAGAUACUGGUUCUGGCAAGACGAUUUCCUUUGUGCUUCCAGCACUAAUACAUGCCCAGAGCCAGCCGCCACUGAGAGAAGAUGACGGCCCCAUCGUAUUGAUUCUAGCACCAACUAGAGAAUUGUGCACCCAAAUAGAGACAGUAGUCAGGGAAUACACUCCAUACUAUAAUUUGAGAAGUUGUGCGGUUUACGGCGGAGCAUCCAUAGUUCCACAGAAACGGGCUUUGAAGAGAGGAAUAGAGGUAUUGGUUGCUACUCCAGGACGAUUAAUUGAUUUGCACAAGCAGGGGUUCUGCCCACUUGGCAGAGUUACAUUUCUGGUUCUUGAUGAGGCAGACAGAAUGCUUGAUAUGGGAUUUGAGCCGCAGCUCAAUGCUAUUAUUCCACAAACUAACGAGAAUAGACAGAAUCUCAUGUGGAGUGCUACUUGGCCGAGGGAAGUGAGAGCCCUUGCUGCAAACUACAUGAAAGACUACAUUCAAGUCACUAUUGGAGAUGAAGACUUGAAAGCUAACGUCAAGAUAGUCCAGAAGGUCGAUAUAGUAGAUUGGCAGGAUAAAAAGAAGAAGCUUCUGUACUAUCUACAGGACUUUAAGACAAGCAGAGUUAUAGUGUUUUGCAAUAUGAAAAAAACCUGCGACACUUUGGAAGAUUAUCUGCUUGAUAAUAGAUUUCACGUGGCAGCACUGCAUGGUGAUAAGUCCCAAGCGGCCAGAGAUACAGUAAUCCAAAAUUUCAAGUCAGGAAGAAUAUCUAUACUUAUAGCCACUGAUGUGGCAGCCAGAGGAUUAGACGUAGAGAAUGUGAAGUGCGUUAUAAACUACGAUUUUCCAAAGAACAUUGAAGACUAUGUUCACAGAAUAGGAAGGACAGCCAGAGGAUCCUCUUCGGAGGGGCUGGCGUAUACGAUGUUUACGGGUGAAGACGCGCCCAAUGCAAGAAAGUUGAUUGAUAUAAUCAGGCAGGCGAACCAGACAGUGCCAACAGACCUUGAGAGCAUGGUGAGGAGCUCACGCGGACGUGUCCUGCAGAGCAACUACAGAAGCAGUAGUCGUUCCCAGCACGGGUCGGAUCGCAGAGGCUCAUUUGCAGGUGGAUAUGGCGAACGGCCAAGACGAUCGUUUUAUUAA
Vittaforma corneae ATCC 50505 is the source of this 1527-nucleotide messenger RNA. RefSeq lists its product as uncharacterized. Gene Ontology annotation, molecular function: RNA helicase activity; RNA binding; ATP binding. The transcript has a single exon. The record is from RefSeq and is a predicted model, not a curated record. Bases 1 to 1527 code for a protein of 508 amino acids. Lineage: Eukaryota; Fungi; Microsporidia; Nosematidae.